CUUUUUAUAUCAGUAUCGUUUACAUUAUAAAAAUAUUAUUUAUUAUUACAUUUUUAAUAAUGGAAGCGUUAAAAAAUCAUUACCAACUUUUUGAUCUACUACCGAAUGAAGUAAUUGUAAACACAUUUACCUUUGUAGACGCAGACACACUUUUCGAUUGCAGACUUGUGUGUAAACGAUGGAAAGAACUUCUAGACGAAUAUGCAUUUCAAGAAAAAGCUGCUCGAGAAAACGAGUUUAUGAAUGAUGGCCGAGGGUACCACAGUUUCUCACAAAUCAAUUCAAAUGACAUUAGAAAACUGGAUUUACCGUGGUACGUGUUUUACGCGAUAAUCAAGUAUGAUCCAUUCAACAGAAAUUUGGUGAAAAACCACUGUGGGCAAGACGAAUGGAACCAUUGGGGAAAUGUUACUAAUACAUUUUGGACUAUGCGUAGAGAUACUGAUAUGUUUGAUUAUGCUGACUUGUCGUGUAUUCAACAAAUACCACAGGAUAAUCGUCAUGUUUUAUCUGAUCCAGAUUUUGAUGGACAUACAAGUUGUUUUGUUAUAGAUUUUCAGUAUUUACGAUCAAUAAAACAAAAAAUUAUUUUUAAAGAUUAUGGUUUAAAUGAAAUCGUGAUGAAAACUCUUCGACCUAAAAUUUCAUGUAGUGCCUGGUAUUAUAGAGAAUCAGAAUAUAGUCGAAAUAUCAUUUAUACGUUACGCGCCACUGUUUACAGUAGAACAAAUGAAAUCAUAGGUGUAUGUGAUAAUAUCGAAACUGGUCUACAAACAGAAUUUGGAUGGAAUAAAGUUUCAAAUUCGUUAGACACUCAAGGCGAUGAAACUUUCUUGAUUCUACAUCAUUACAUAACGAACAUAAGGCUUUCAACUUUGUUGUACAAUUUUAAAAUGUCCUGCUCCGUAGUUAAAAUUUCGCUACCAAUAAAAUAUAAAAAUGUUAAUUGUUACAUGCAUAUCUAA
Molecule: messenger RNA, 965 nt
Organism: Rhopalosiphum padi (bird cherry-oat aphid)
Lineage: Eukaryota; Metazoa; Arthropoda; Insecta; Hemiptera; Aphididae
Product: F-box only protein 44-like
Exons: 4
Coding region: 60-965 (301 amino acids)
Biological process (GO): SCF-dependent proteasomal ubiquitin-dependent protein catabolic process; glycoprotein catabolic process
Cellular component (GO): SCF ubiquitin ligase complex; cytoplasm
Molecular function (GO): ubiquitin protein ligase activity; protein binding
Source: RefSeq, a predicted model, not a curated record